Molecule: messenger RNA, 5990 nt
Organism: Saccoglossus kowalevskii
Lineage: Eukaryota; Metazoa; Hemichordata; Enteropneusta; Harrimaniidae
Product: double-strand-break repair protein rad21 homolog
Biological process (GO): replication-born double-strand break repair via sister chromatid exchange; sister chromatid cohesion
Cellular component (GO): cohesin complex
Molecular function (GO): protein binding; chromatin binding
Source: RefSeq, a predicted model, not a curated record
AUCUUGGACUCAUUUCAGCGUUUGUGUGGACGGUACUCUCGUUUUUACAAUAUUUUGCAAAAAAUAGGAUUGUUUCUGCCACAUCGUGGAGGUGCGUCGAAGUACAGUAUCAGAUUCCGGCCACCGGUGUCUGUUCUGUUACCCACUUCAGGUGUGGAACCUUGGUAGUUGUAGAAAAAGUUCACAAACUGCAUAAUGUUUUACGCUCAUUUUGUGUUGAGUAAGAAGGGUCCGUUGGCCAGGAUAUGGCUAGCAGCUCAUUGGGACAAGAAACUGACAAAGGCCCAUGUAUUUGAAACAAAUGUGGAAAGCAGUGUGGAGAGUAUCAUACACCCCAAGGUCAAGAUGGCAUUACGAACAUCGGGUCAUUUGCUCUUGGGUGUUGUGCGAAUCCACAGUCGGAAAGCCAAAUAUUUAUUAGCAGAUUGCAAUGAAGCCUUUGUAAAAAUCAAGAUGGCUUUUAGGCCUGGAGUUGUUGACCUACCAGAAGAAAACCGUGAAGCUGCAUUCACUGCCAUCACCUUACCGGAAGUGUUCCAUGAUUUUGAUGCACCUGUCCCAGACUAUAAUGACAUUGAAAUUCAAAAACAAUUUACUAUGAAUCAAAGUCGAGUAGAAGAAAUCACAAUGAAAGAAGAUUUCGGAAAUAUUACAUUGGCUGGUCAUGAUGAUGGAUUUGGUGACAUUCCAUUUGAUGAUCGUGAAGUUCUUCGGGAUACUAGUCAAAUGGAAGAGACAUUGUACAAGCCAUCUGGUGAUGAAAGUAAUUUGUUGUUAGAAGGAGAAAAGAAAGAUAGCAAUAUUGAUGCAUCAUUGGAUAAACCUAUGGAUCUUGGUGGAUAUGAUAAACCACUUGUAGAUGAUGGCUUUGGAGGAGGAAUGGGAAUGGGUGAUGGUAUUCUCGGUGAUGGGUUUAUGAUAGAUGGCAAUCUUUUUGAAGAACAGCCAGAAAUAACAGGCAAUGAUAUAUCUCUUGGCCCUGAACCAGGAGCAAAGCGAGCUGAAAGAAUGGCGAAAGCACGUGAAGAGCCUCCACAAGUAGAAGGAGUAGUUGAAGACCCUAUAUCAUAUUCCCCCCCACCGUCAGUAGCACCUCCUCCAUCAGUUGCUCCGUCUAUCAUUGAUCAAACCACACUUGUACCAAACGAAGAUGAAGCAUUUGCAUUAGAACCUAUUGAUGUCACAGGUUUAAAAGAAACUAGGCAAAGACGCAAGCGUAAAUUAGUUGUUGAUGAUUGUAAGGAAUUAUCAGGUGAUAUCAUAAAAGCACAACUGAAAGACACAUCAGAUAUUGUUACAACAUUAGAUUUAGCACCACCCACCAAGAAACUUAUGAUCUGGAAGGAAACAGGAGGUGUAGAUAAACUUUUUUCAUUGCCUGGCAGAGUCACAGGAACAUGUCUUCUUAAGAUUUUCACACGUAAUUUAACGACACAAAAAAUGGCUUCGAAAAAUCAUGAACCAGAACCAGAACCUGAACCAGAAGAAAAAAUGGAAGUAGAUGAACCAGAAAUACCAAGAGAGGAAGAAAUUCAUGAAGAACAACCUGUGCAAGAACUUGACUCAACACUUCAUAUCAAUGAGAGUGCACGGAUAGAAAAUAGGGAAGUAAGUACAAUUGCUGCUAAAGAUCUGCCAUUAAUGUCACCAGUACGACGACCAGAUUCCCCAUCAAGUGAUGGUGAUGCAGGUGAUAUGGGUGAUGAUCUAUUUGGACCUGGUUCUGUACAGUCAUUCGGUGUUGAAGCGCCCUCCGACAGUGAAGAGGAAGAGGCACAACCUGAAGAAGAGGAAGAAGAAGAAGAUACGGGGGAUGAACAAGAUGAUGAAAACGUAGAAGAAAUGGAAGAGAGGCGAUGGAAUAAAAGAACACAACAAAUGAUACACAUUCUACAGAAACAACUUCAAAGACAAGACCAAAUCACCUUUUCUGAAUUGUCAAAGAAAAACAACCGCAAACAAGCUGCAUCCAAGUUCUACACAUUCCUUGUAUUAAAGAAACAAAAUGCAAUUGAUGUUCAUCAGGAUGACUCAUUUGGCGAAAUCAGUAUCAGUAAAGGACCUAGAUUUGAUAUGAUACUGUAAGCAAGAAUAUACUGACUUGUGCUUUGAUGUUGCCUUCCAGUGUUCUUCAUGGCUGAGAAUAAGGACUUGUGAAUUGAAUGGUCUGUGCUGGUCAGCAAUAAGUGUCUAUUGCCACAAUAUAGAGAUGAUACUUCAUUGUUGACACUGCAAUAGAUACACAUGGUGGUUCUUUUUAUUCAGAAAGAAUACACAUGAUGGAAUAAUUGAUUAAUUUUAUAAAACCUUGCAAGUUUCUGUUCGAAAUCCUGCAAAAUUCAGAACUGUAAAUUUUUUAUGUUCUAUCUCCUCUUGCUCCAGAUUAUUUUUUCAGACAUAGUACUGUGUGUGUAUUUGUUGAUCCAUUUCUGAAGCUGCUUCUGUUUUUCUUCAUUAUUAUGAAGUUAACCUAUUGUGAUAUAAAUUUAAGAAUAAAACCUUAAAUCCUAAAUGAUAUGGACUGAAGGAGCUAUGGGGAACACUGGGAAAUCCUCCUUUGUAAAGAAUGUUUAAUAUAUACCAAGUUAUAUCAGAGCAAUUUUAUUUUGCUCACAAUAUUCAAAUAGCUCGUCAUAAAGCUGCUAAGAACUAUUCGAUUUUAUUCUCUAGAUUUAUAUGUUAAUUUUUUCCCUCAACUAUGUUGGGGAGGGGUGGUGGCUUUUGCUUAUGGCGGCACUGUUCUCAUUGUUAUUUAUUGCUCAUGUUUGUGUAAUGGCUUGAGUAAUUUUAAUCCAAAUAAUAUCAAACUUGGUUUUCUCUUAGUCAGUUUAAAAUCUUGCCAGAGUUGAAUCUUCAUACCAUUUCAUAAAAGAUCAUAAAAUGUUAAGAAAAUUGUGGUCCAAUCUGGUUAGAUAUGUUUGGCUGUAUGAUUCAUGGCUCACAGUGUAUAUGCAUUACUGUCUUGUAUUUCUUGUAAAGUUCUGAAGUCCUUAUAGGGAUAUCUAUUAGAUUGACCUUAUUUUGGCUUUCGAAACUGUAUGAAAUGUACAAUAGGAAAUGAUUGUUUUGACAAGUUUUAUAAUACUUUCAUAACACUAAAACACGCUUCAGUUAUCAAAGUUAAAUUUGAAUCCAUUGGACUGUGCAUGGGAAUAUACCUGCAUUGUAUGUACUCUGUACGAAGAACAUUACUCAAUUCAAAUGUAUAACGUUAUUGCAUGACCUAAUUAACAUGCCCAAAAAUAUUACAAUAAGCUAUAGACCAACCAAGUUACUGCAAUGUAUUAUGCAUAGUAUUUCUAUUUAGAUUAUUUAGCAUAGCAACAAUUCCCUACUCAACUUUAUAUUUUUCAUUGACUUCUUGGUAUACAAGUACCUAUCAGAUUUGUUCAUUUCAUUGCUAUAAUUUUCAAACAAUUCUUUUAGCAAAUAUUUUUGUCAUUUUUCUUAAACUACUAGCCAGAUUGCUUUGAUACUUCGUAUGUAGGUACCUUGGGUGGAACUCUAUCAGAUUUCCUAAUUUUUGAUGAUAUCUUAAAUUCUAUAUUUUUAGCGAAUAUUUUAUAUAAUCCAACUUGUUUUUAAAAGCUACUAGCCAACGCUUCAUAAUGCUGUUGAAUCCUGUAAAUCAACUGAUAAGACAUCUGACAGCUUGUUAUUUUUAUAUCAAGCAUAUGGUUCAAAACGCAUCUUCCAAUUUAAAUUUAGUUCAGAGUUGUAUUGUUUGCAUUUUUAAGGUAUUAUUUAAAAGUUGGAUGGAUUCAUAUCACCAUUAAACUGGUUGUCAUUGAUCUAUUUAAGUCAUGUUUUUUUAUCGAACCCUUCAAGGUUUUAAAAGCUGUCUAUUUUUAGAGAUUCUCUAAUUCAUUUAUUUAAGUGCAAAACACAUUGACAAACGCUAAUAGUUGCAGAAAUUUGUUUUAAAGCACUAGCUAAAAUACUUGUAGUUUUCUAAGUUUGAGUAUUGUUAAACAAUAGAUAAACUUGCUGUAAACUAUGCUGCUGUGUUUUGUUUUUUGGACUUGUCCUGUUGGUCUUUCGGUGUCUUGUUAUGUAUAUCAUACUGUAUAUAGAUGGACUUGCUGAUAUUGUGAUGGUUACAUGUAUUUUCCCUUCUACUGGAUCAGCAUGUAGUGAUGUAGUUACCUGAAAUAAUCUGACCUAAAAAAAGCAAUUCUUGCCUGCCCAUCAUUUUAAAUUUAACCACAUCUCUACAACUAUGCCAAUGUCUGUAGGACUGGAGAAAAUGCAUACAUUCAUAACCUAGUAUACUAAUUUUAAAGAUGCAAUAUGGACAAAGACAUGUACGUUUUAAUAUUUUUGUUUGAUGCUCCAUACUGUAGACCGAAUCGGAUUAUAAUUUAUCUUAACUAAAAAUGUUGCAUUUGCCAGACACAAAAGUAGUUGUUUGAUGAAUCAAAACCGCGCAUGUGCAGUGAUUGUUAUGGUGCGUAGCAAAACAACCAGUGCACAUGUGUAUUAGAGACUUUUAUUCUUUUAUCAAACUAUUACUCAGAUAUAUGCUACAAGAAUGGAGUUUUCAUGUCAUGAUAAAUCAGUCCAAUGUAUUUAUCAAUAUGGAGUAUCAAACAGCAAUACUAAAAAUUACAUUUUCUUGUCUGUAUUGCAUUUUCAAUAAACCACAGAUAUUUUUUAUUUUAGCCUUUGACAGACAUAACCUAAAUAAACAAAUCAAAAUAAUGUCUAAUGCAUAUAUUGGUAUAAAUCUAUGCCAAUUUUAAUUUUUCCCAUCAGUAGUGAAACCACUUGAGAAUGUAAAUGUACUCGCCAUAAACAUAUUUAAAUGGAGUUGACCGGACUGUGCUUUGUGAAAACCAUUUGUUUCCCCUCUAACAACACUUGUAAUAUAGAGCUCAGAAAACCUCAUCUUGACUGUAGUGUGUGUGGUAAAUUGCUGCAUGUUGAAAGUAUCUUGGUGCCUUCAUUUAUUAGCCCCCAACCCUCCCAUUCCACCAUCUAAAUAUGUAUGUGUAUUUUCUUUUUAAAUCACAGCUGAAAUUUUCUUUGAAGUUUGUAUUUUAGGUCUUCAAAAGGCUAAAAAGCAGUGACAUUAGUAGUUCAAUCUGGAUUACUUCUAAGAAGCCCAAAGACAGAUUGAAUGUUAAAACUUGUACAGACUUGUCCUUAAAUUAGUUUUAUAUUAUUCAUGAAAUUUUGAAUUGUAAUAAAGUUCUUAGUAGUUCUAAUUGUAUAGAAGUUUUUGUAAUUCUAGAUUCACCCCAAUCUUUUUCUGUAAACAUAGAUCACAUUUUAUACCGCUUGGUGCCAAGCAUUGUAUUUUUUGCCAAUAAGAACAUGGUAAGUUGGCUGCAUAAAAUCAUUACUUUCCAUCUGUCCAGUUUGUACAUAAAUAUUAUGCACAUAUUUAUCUUACAUUGUGAAUGCAACAGUGUAAACUACCAGUAGUCAGAAUCAAAUUGUUGUAACAAUUUUACAGUGGGUGCCAAAAUAAACUGAUCCAGAAAACCACUCGCCUACAUGUAAUAUUCCUUGUAACAUCUGAUUUCUAUUGCAUGAAAUAUGAAAAUAGUGAAUUAUUGAGUGUUCUACAUUUGAACACUGCAAGUUAUUUAAACACAAUUUGAUUCUCAAUCGAUAUUAAUUUCCAAAGGUUGAAGGAACAACUCCACUAGUAAUGUUUUAAGGAAUAUUAGUGUUGCCAAGGAGAUUUUUCUGAUCAGCGCCUGCUAUAAAUACUUUUAAAAUGAAGCUUUGGGUUGAGCUGCAGUAACCAAAUUGCCAGUACAAAUUCCUUUGAAUUACACACCUUUAUUGCAGUACUGUGAAUGUUUAUGGCUUUCUAUACUAUGUAGUGUCUUCUUUUUCCUGUAAUUCAAAACUAUUUUUGUUGGCCAACAUUUUGAACAGGUCAUGAAGUGAAUAAUUCCUGUAACGUGUAAUUUUCUGAAGUUGUGCUGCCCUUAUUUUGUAUUAAUAAUAAAAAGUACAUUACAUUUUACAACACAACA